GGAGGGCGCGGGAGGCGGAGGAUGCCGCCGCCGCUGCCGCCGCCGCCACCCGCGGGCCCCCGGCGAGCCUGACUCCAGACCGGAGGAUGGAGCCGGCGCUGGGCGCUGCAGCGGCUCCCGGCGCGCCCCCGACCAGGUAGCUGGUGUCCUCCCUUCCGUGUGGUUGGAAGAAGGAUCCCCUUGCCCAGCUGUCCCCUCGGAGCUGCCCUUUCUACUUGGAGGCCUGGGUCUGCUGGUCACAGGCUGGGACUGCCGGCUAGACCUGGAGACGCUGGCAGCUGCGGACCCCCCAGCUCGGAGCAGCCCCUCUUUGACCUAGAGCCACGGAGAAGCAGCCCCAUGAAGGUGCCCAGCCAUGCAAUGUUCCUGGAAGGCCGUCCUCCUCCUCGCCCUGGCCUCCAUCGCAAUCCAGUACACCGCCAUCCGCACCUUCACCGCCAAGUCCUUCCACACCUGCCCGGGGCUGGCCGAGGCCGGGCUGGCCGAGCGCCUGUGCGAGGAGGGCCCCACCUUCGCCUACAACCUGUCCCGCAAGACCCACAUCCUCAUCCUGGCCACCACGCGCAGCGGCUCCUCCUUCGUGGGCCAGCUCUUCAACCAGCACCUGGACGUCUUCUACCUGUUUGAGCCCCUCUACCACGUCCAGAACACGCUCAUCCCCCGCUUCACCCAGGGCAAGAGCCCGGCCGACCGGCGGGUCAUGCUGGGUGCCAGCCGCGACCUCCUGCGGAGCCUGUAUGACUGCGACCUCUACUUCCUGGAGAACUACAUCAAGCCGCCGCCGGUCAACCACACCACCGACAGGAUCUUCCGCCGCGGGGCCAGCAGGGUCCUCUGCUCGCGCCCUGUGUGCGACCCCCCGGGGUCCGCCGACCUGGUGCUGGAGGAGGGGGACUGCGUGCGCAAGUGCGGCCUGCUCAACCUGACCGUGGCGGCCGAGGCCUGUCGCGAGCGCAGCCACGUGGCCAUCAAGACGGUGCGGGUGCCCGAGGUUAACGACUUGCGGGCUCUGGUCGAAGACCCCCGGCUCAACCUCAAGGUCAUCCAGCUGGUGCGAGACCCUCGUGGCAUUCUGGCUUCGCGCAGCGAGACCUUCCGCGACACGUACCGGCUCUGGCGGCUCUGGUACGGCACCGGCAGGAAGCCCUACAACCUGGACGUGACGCAGCUGACCACGGUGUGCGAGGACUUCUCCAACUCCGUGUCCACCGGGCUCAUGCGGCCCGCCUGGCUCAAGGGCAAGUACAUGUUGGUGCGCUACGAGGACCUGGCGCGGAAUCCCAUGAAGAAGACGGAAGAGAUCUACGGGUUCCUGGGCAUCCCCCUGGACAGCCACGUGGCCCGCUGGAUCCAGAACAACACGCGGGGCGACCCCACCCUGGGCAAGCACAAGUACGGCACCGUGCGCAACUCGGCCGCCACGGCCGAGAAGUGGCGCUUCCGCCUCUCCUACGACAUCGUGGCCUUUGCGCAGAACGCCUGUCAGCAGGUGCUGGCCCAGCUGGGCUACAAGAUGGCCGGCUCGGAGGAGGAGCUGAAGAACCCCUCGGUCAGCCUGGUGGAGGAGCGGGACUUCCGCCCCUUCUCGUGACGCGGGCGCCGUGGGGAGGGUGGGAGGCACUUGUGUCGGUUUUGAUAAAAUGGACCGUUUUUAACUGUUGCCUUAUUUCCCCCGCCCUCUCCCACCCCGGUCUUUGUGUCCUUCCCGCCCCCUGCCCACCCCGCUCCCUUCUGCCUCUUUUUGUCUCUGAAAUUUGCACUACGUCUCGGACGGGAAUCACUGGGGCAGAGGGCGCGCGCGGUGGGCUACGGUCCCCACCCCACCCCAUUCGGACACACGGAUGCUGGGUCUCUGCGUGGACGGUGACAAUGUUUACAGGCACCACACUCACACAGUCACACACACACACGGCACCCAGGAGGAGAGGCACCCAAGCCACACAGCUUCUCCAAUUUCCGAAUGGAUGAGUGGUGGGGGUAUUGUAGUUUUUGCACUGUCUCAUACAAGGUAAGAAGAUCCAAACAAAAGGACCACUUCCCUCUAAUUUAUGAAUGGUGUCCACCCCUUCCGCAUCCCUGCUUCCUGCCCCAAUGCCCACGUCCCCCCCUUAGAGCAGAGAAACUGCCCUCUCCUGCCCACCCUUGCCUGUCGGUGAGCAGGUCUUUGCUGUGAGGUGAAUGUGGGCCUUGUUUAUUUUUUCCAGUCUGUGGCGAUGCUGUCUGUCUGUCUGAGUCUCGUGGCUGCCCCCGGACCAGCGAUGACUGAUGAAUCUUACGAGUUUCUGAUUGAUCUUGGGGUCCAUCUGUGAUAUUUCUUUGUGCCAAAAAGAAAAAAAAAAAAGAGUGGAUCAGUUUGCUAAAUGAACAUUGAAAUGCUUUAUCUGUGUUUUCUGUAAAUAAAAGAGUGCAAUAA
Messenger RNA from Propithecus coquereli (Coquerel's sifaka), 2413 nucleotides. It is a transcript of the gene CHST1, whose product is annotated as carbohydrate (keratan sulfate Gal-6) sulfotransferase 1. The record is from RefSeq and is a predicted model, not a curated record. Gene Ontology annotation, molecular function: N-acetylglucosamine 6-O-sulfotransferase activity; keratan sulfotransferase activity. The coding region runs from base 356 to 1591 and encodes 411 amino acids. Gene Ontology annotation, biological process: carbohydrate metabolic process; keratan sulfate proteoglycan metabolic process; N-acetylglucosamine metabolic process. Gene Ontology annotation, cellular component: Golgi membrane. NCBI's taxonomy places the organism in Eukaryota, Metazoa, Chordata, Mammalia, Primates, Indriidae. The transcript is spliced from 4 exons.